Messenger RNA from Sebastes umbrosus (honeycomb rockfish), 3549 nucleotides. RefSeq names its product OFD1 centriole and centriolar satellite protein (gene ofd1). The coding region runs from base 180 to 3386 and encodes 1068 amino acids. NCBI's taxonomy places the organism in Eukaryota, Metazoa, Chordata, Actinopteri, Perciformes, Sebastidae. The transcript has 23 exons. Gene Ontology annotation, biological process: epithelial cilium movement involved in determination of left/right asymmetry. The record is from RefSeq and is a predicted model, not a curated record. Gene Ontology annotation, cellular component: centrosome; ciliary basal body. Gene Ontology annotation, molecular function: protein binding.
AUGCUGGAGACACACCUCCUCUGAAGAGACGCGAGACGCUCUGUGGUCGUUAAGCUGGUAACUAGGUUACUCGGUAACUAGGUUACUCGGUAACUACUAGACAUUACUCUCUCUUCUGAGAUGCCUGUUUCAUGAGGUGUUAAGAAGACAGAGUGAUAACAGUCUCACAACAGGAAGCUAUGUCCUCGGCCAAGGAAGACACGUUGUCCCCAGAUGAGCUGAGGAAAAGACUCUAUCAAACCUUUAAAAGCAAAGGAGUGCUUGACACACUCAAAACACAGCUGCGGAAUCAGCUCAUCCAGGAGCUAAAACACCCACCUUUGACUGGAGGAGGACCAGUUCCCAGACCAGUACCUGGGAAAUCUGAACCCCUUUUGGUCUCAGCCUGUAACAGCAUAGUGGCUGAUCAUCUCCGCGCCUCGGGGUAUGAGUACACCCUUUCUGUAUUCCACCCUGAAAGUGGCCUAUGCAAAGACAAGGUUUUCACGACAGGAGACCUUCUUCAGCUUCUAAAAAUCAGUCAUGAAUCAGCACUUUACAGAUCACUGUCUUCAAACAAAGAUCACAAUGAUAAAGCAGGGUUCCUGAUCAGCCUCUUAACACAGUUAACACACCAUUAUACUCACGGCCUGUGCCACGAUGCUGACACUCAGACAACCAGUACAGCAAGUUAUGGAGAGUCUCUUGUUGAGAAGAUGAAAAUGAUUGACAAGGAAUACGAGGGCUUAAAUCACAGCGGGGAGAAAUGGUUUUCAUUCCAGUCAAAACUGGCUCCAUAUAGAAAAGAAAUGGAAGCACAGAUGCAAGCAGAAAUGAACACAAAGAUGCAACAUUUUAAAGAUGUUGAAAUCGCCACUGUGAGGAUGGAAGAAAAAGCAAAAUUUCAUAAAGAAUUUGAUAAGCUGAAGCAAGAGCUGGAGAGGACUUACGAGAUGAAGGCGAAAGCGUUGAUGGAGCGGGAGAAAAAUGCCAUUGAUCGAUUACAAAAACAACAAGAGAUUGAAGACAAAAAUCUGUAUAUGCAGAGACAAUCGGUCCUGAAAGAAAUUGAAACAGUGCGGAACAGAGAGAACGAGCUGAGGAUGAGAAUGGAGGCUUUUGAAAAGACUUGUCAAAUUCACGAGGAAAAGGUCAAGACCACCGAAGAGCUGCUGAGGAGGAGAGAACUGGCAGUGAAGACGAUGGAGGACACACACGACCAAAGGCUGAAGAACGAACUCUCCAGGUAUCAGCUUGAGUUGAAGGAUGAAUUUAUCAAUAGAACAGAGAAACUAACCGAGAAUGAGACCAGAAACAAAGUGGAAACCGUUCGUAUCCAAAAGGAGUCGGCUGUAAUUGACGGCAAAUUAGAGGAGCACAGCAGAGCGUGUUCGGAGCUGAGACGGCUGCAGGUUGAGCUCGACACGGCACAGCAGCAGAUUUCUCUGCUGACUCAACAGAAGGAGCUGUUGAGGGAAAGACUUGAGACCGUGAGUGACUACCCCAGCUUGAAAAGAGAGAAAGCAGAGCUGCAGGGACAGCUGCGGCUGCUAAAGAAACAGCUGGAGGAGGCCCAAGAGGAGAACCGGCUUCUCCAUGCAGAUUUGGGCAAGCCGUCCAAGGAGCAGCUGGUCUUGCAGAUGGAUCUACGGAGGCUGCAGAGCGCUCGCAGUCUGGACGCGGAAGAGUUUGACAACCAGAAACAGGUGCUGCAGGCACAGCUCCAGAGUGAGGUGGAGCGGUGCGCUCAGCUCAAAGCUCAGCUGAUAGAGUGUGAGGAGAGGACACAGUGGAUGACUAACCACGUUGAGGAAAUUAAGAUGCAGCUUCGCCAAACUCAACAAGCUCUUGAAAAUGAAGUGCUGCGUAACCCCAAGCCCUCUCUUGUCGAUCGCUCAAUACUGGAGCUCAGCGCCGACAAGCUGGUUCCGCCUGACAUCUAUGUGGACAGAGCUCUGCUGAGGGCCGUGGUGGGUUAUGAUGAUGUUUGUGAAGCAGGUGGGCCUGUGCGAGGACACAAGUCGCCUUGGAGCGACACUCCGGACCCCGACAUGGAGCUGGUGGCCGUGGCCAAGGCUCGGAUCCAGGAGCUGCAGGAGGAGGCCGAGACCUUGGAGGAGGCCUACAGGAACUACCAGCAGAGGGCAGUGCUCUCCACCGUCUCACACAUGCUUCCCCCAAGACCUCUCUCCCCACAGCGAGCACAUCCUUCACAUCGUCCCGACUCUCCUCUAAGAAAACAAGUCUCUCACCGUUCACACACCCACUCACCCUACAAAUCACACAGACCACUGUCUCCACAAACUACCAGAACCCUCUCCUCGGCACCCUAUGACACCAGAAACACCGCCCCACCACCUGCACAACCCAGAGUGACCUUCUCAGAAGACAACAACCAACCCCAGUCCACAGUUUUCACUGACCACAGUCUCCAUUCAUUGACUGAAUCUCUGUUCCUAAGAGAUGGACACCCCCAGGACGCAAGCAGCCCUCCGUCCAGACGUCUGUCCUCCACACCGCGCUCUUCCUCCAGGAAGAAGCUUCAAAGAGAGAUUGCAGAAGAAGCACUCGGGUCUCCGACGGCGUUCCCGGAGUUGUCGUUUGACAGACAGCUCCCCCGUGACCUUGGCGACGAGGUGGCGACCUCAGGUGACUUUCCCUUUGAGCUCAGUCCACUUCGCAGUCCUCAGCUCAAGAGCACAGCACGAGACCAGUCCAGUCCACCAAAGCUGCACCCUGUGUUCUCCAGCUCGGACUCUUCCCCACAGCCUGAGAAAAUAAGCCUAGAAGACCUCACAGGGAUUAUGUCAGAGCCCGGCCACAUUCCAGAGCUUCUCCUGGACACUGCCGUCCCUCUCUCCGAGGAGGCCCCUGACGGCCCCGCUGUCCCCCGCCCACAGGACCUCCCAGAAGACCCGAUAGACUCGCAGGGCCAAGCGGAAGUCCCACAAGCAUCAGAUGAAUCUGCAAGGGAAGAAGAUGAGGAGGAUGAGCAGCAGAGGUGGGAAAGAGAGCGAAAGGAAAGACUCGAACGAAGGCAAAUGCAGCAAGAGGAAGCCAGAGAGCGGGAGCUGCAAGAACUUGAAAGACUGGAGAACGACAUGCUUUUGCAAGAGAUGGAGCAACCGGGACAGGAAAAAGAAGAAGAAGAAGAAACUGCAGUUAAGAAAGGAGGAGAUGAAGAGCAGAAGCAAGAGGCGGAUAAUGACGAGGAGGAGUCUAAAGGUGAAAAUCCAUUGGAGAAAUACAUGAAGAUGGUGCUGGAAGCAAGAGAGAAGCAGCAUGCGCAGAGUCCUGGAAGAGAAGAAGCAGCACAUACGAGCCCAGAGGCCAAGAGCUUGUCUGAGGAGAAAGACGACAGCGUUGCAGCGUAUUCACACAAGGAUGAAGAAGAUGAUUUCUGGUGAGCCGGUUGUCCCAGAGUGCUGUCAUAAACUGAUGAAUUAUACAAGCCUCUCUCGUCUUGUACUGUUUUUAACAAGUGUUGUUUUAUAUUUUAAGAUUUUGCUUUUCAGUAUGUAUAUUUGACACCAUCAACUGCAUAUGUUUGAAUAAAUCAUAUUGGAUUUU